AUGAAAUAUCUGAUAUAUUCAUAUGAUGAACUUAUAUUAAUGAAUAAGAAUGUUAAAACUAUAAAACAUAUUUAUUUAUGUCGAAAUAAUUUAUCAUUUAAUGGUGAAAAUUUAUCAGGAAAUUGUUUAAAUGAAUCAGUUUUAACUGAAACAAUAUUUUUGUCAACAACAUAUUAUUAUCUUAAUCUUGCUAAUUAUUAUAUAACAUUAAUUCGAUUAGAAAAUAUUGAAAAUUUUUUCCAUUAA
Molecule: messenger RNA, 246 nt
Organism: Rotaria sordida
Lineage: Eukaryota; Metazoa; Rotifera; Eurotatoria; Philodinida; Philodinidae
Source: the annotation of a GenBank genome assembly